AAAUAUAUAUAUUCUCUUGUUUUUCGGCCCUGUCAUGGUUGCGGCUGUUUUUACGACACUGUUUUUUACGACACUGCUUUACGACACUGCACACGGUUCCUCAUCGCCCUGGAUCAAGAUGGCCUCGUCGUUUUGGAAAGGUGUUGUCGGCGUCGGACUCUUUGCCUUAGCUCACGCAGCUUUCUCCGCCGCACAGCAUCGAUCAUACAUGCGACUCACAGAGAAGGAGAACGAGACACUACCAAUUGAUAUUGUAUUACAGACCUUAUUAUCGUUUGUGAUGACCUGUUAUGGGAUCGUUCACAUUGCUGGAGAGUUCAAAGACAUGGACGCCUCCUCAGAGCUCAAGAACAAAACAUUUGAUACACUGAGGAACCAUCCAUCCUUUUACCUUUUCAAUCACCGGGGUCGGGGGCUAUUCCGCUCGCCGGAGGAGGAGCCCUCCUCCGCACGCAACCAGCAAGCUGUUCCCAACCCCAUACGGCUACGCAAGCUGGAGCAUUUGCACUGAGACUGGCCUUCCGUGCCUGUAACGACGUCAACGUCAGAUAAUAUUUGUUUUUUUUUUGUUAGACGGAGGAGGCAAAGCGAGAAUUCACCUUCCUCCACUUUAAUUUGUAUUUGUACAUAAACUAAUAUGCUGUCCAAACGUGCGUCUCUGUCCAUAAAAGUGGUCACUACAUUAUUCAACACUGACUGUGCCAACCCCUUCAAUUUUUCAAGCAAAUUUGUUUGUAUAUACAGUAUGUAAUCGCUUUGGAGUCUUAAGAUACAGAGACAUCGGCCCUUUUUGUCCCUUCUGAACUGAAUUGGGAUAAUGCUGUCCUUUGUAUAUCCUUUGUAUGAGGGGCAUAAAAACGCCUGUUUCGUUACUGUUUCAUUUCAACCACACAUCACUCCUCGGCAACUGGCUGGGCAAUAUUUUGUGAACCGAAAUGAGUUUUGUUGUAUGAACUGAGGACCCUUUUUUUUUUCCUUGAUGAUUUGCUGGAAGCAUGAAGGGUCGUCUGUACAUCCUUUAUGCAUUAAAGAGGUUUGCUUUAGGCCACAGGAAAUCAACUCAAGGUGAGAUGUGACAGCAGCAAACGUUAGACAGCCGUUCCACUGAUACUGUGAACAUGAAGGCAAACUAGAAAGUAGUGGUAAACUCGUUUGGGUGAAUCUUGUUUUUCCUUUAUUUUACAUUUUGUUAAGAUUCAACAGAUGUUUUUAAUUUAAUAAAAGGCUUACUGAUUUUACAA
Anoplopoma fimbria (sablefish) is the source of this 1241-nucleotide messenger RNA. RefSeq names its product membrane magnesium transporter 1 (gene mmgt1). The coding region runs from base 35 to 511 and encodes 158 amino acids. The transcript is spliced from 4 exons. Gene Ontology annotation, cellular component: early endosome; Golgi apparatus; EMC complex. Lineage: Eukaryota; Metazoa; Chordata; Actinopteri; Perciformes; Anoplopomatidae. The record is from RefSeq and is a predicted model, not a curated record.